Molecule: messenger RNA, 2572 nt
Organism: Oppia nitens
Lineage: Eukaryota; Metazoa; Arthropoda; Arachnida; Sarcoptiformes; Oppiidae
Product: A disintegrin and metalloproteinase with thrombospondin motifs 1-like
Exons: 11
Coding region: 146-2572 (808 amino acids)
Biological process (GO): proteolysis
Molecular function (GO): metalloendopeptidase activity
Source: RefSeq, a predicted model, not a curated record
GCCGUGAAUGGUGUAUAUUUUGAGGGGAACUACAUAUCAACAACAAAAAAAAGGAGAUACCAUUGAUAACAAUAACAAGAAAAAGUAGACCAGUUCUGUAUUGGCUAACAAUAAUCUUUUAUAGCCAUCACCGCCGGUGCCAACUAUGAUCACAACUAUAAACCAAUUAAUAAAGCAAUGCAUUCGUUACGGACGUCACAACCGUCAGUACCGGCGCUGUCCGACAAAAAUGUCGACCAAAUCGGUGCCCAACAGCACCACAUUAGCACAGCUUUCUAUAUUACUAGUCCUUUAUAUUUCGACAAUCAUAUCACCCGUCCAAUCAUUAGCUCAUCCAUUAAAACAUCAGAUACACAAACACAUGAGCGAAGAUGAUCUCCGCUAUGUUUUUCAAGUUGAGUCACAUAAUGAUGUGCCUGAAUAUGACGUGACAAAUGUGCGGCUCAUAAACAAGCGAUCUGUGAGUGAUUUGUCUUCAACGAUGACCGGCAAUGAGUUAUCACCGAAACAAAUCCAUUUGAAGGCUUUUGGCCGCAAAUAUAAACUCAAUCUCCAAAAGAAUAGUGAUUUCAAUGAUAGAGUUAAAGACAUGAAAGUGUUUAUGGCUGAAACCACUGGCAAUGGAAAGUUGCGCUACAGUCAGGUGCCCUCAACUGGCUAUGAGAAAACCCGUAAUAUAGGGACGACAUAUCACGACAAGUCAAAUAUGGCAGCAGUUUUAGUCGAUCACAAUCCGGAUGGAAGUAUCCAAUUGCACGGGACUAUUGGUAAUGAUUUAGUCAUACGACCAGUUCCUCAAACUGUCAGUUUAGACAACACUGAAUAUCUUCAAUACGAUGGCAAUGACAAUGAAGACGACGAGAUGUUCUUAGAUGAAGAAGAGAUCAUCGACUCUUCAAAUAAUCAGACGAGUAAUAGUCGACCAAACAAUACAACUACUCGUAUGUCAUUACCAUCAUUGAAGAAAAUAAGUGGUGGAAAGGGAACUAAAAGUAGUUAUUUAAAUUCAACUAAUAUUGGAAACACUCAUUUUGUGUACAAACGAAAUGAUACCUUUGAUCCCAAAUAUAGUUAUCACUCGGACUACUUGGAAAUGGAGCCCCAUUUCAAUCAUAAUACGACUGAUCCAUUGAUCAACUCAACGACAAGUCAUCGUAGAAAUAAACGUCAGGCGCCAAACACCGUGUGGCCAGAGGUACUACUCGUGGUUGACUACGAUUCAUACAUAUUACACGGCGGCACCAGUCGUGAUGUGAAACGUUAUUUCAUCAGUUUCUGGAACGGUGUUGACCUCCGCUACAAACUGUUAUCUCAUCCACAGAUUCGGGUCAGUUUGGCCGGUAUGAUAGUCGCUAAGGACAGGGAUGCAACACCUUAUUUAGAGCGAAAUAGAUUGCGGUCUCCUAAUGCCGAUGCUGUGGACGCGGCCGGUGCUUUGACCGAUAUGGGAAAGUAUUUAUAUAGAGAAGACCGGUUACCUACGUAUGACUUGGCAGUAGUCAUCACCAAACUAGACAUGUGUCGACGUCGUUUUGAGGGCGGCCGAUGCAAUAGAGGUACGGCUGGUUUUGCUUAUGUCGGCGGUGCCUGUGUUGUCAAUAAACGACUUGAAAAAGUCAAUUCUGUGGCAAUCAUUGAAGAUAGCGGUGGAUUCAGUGGUAUUAUAGUGGCUGCACAUGAAGUCGGACAUCUUCUCGGUUGUGUCCACGACGGCUCACCCCCUCCUAGUUAUUUGGGUGGUCCGGGUGCCACUAGAUGCCCCUGGGAGGAUGGAUUUAUUAUGAGUGAUCUCAGACAUACCGAACGGGGUUUUCGUUGGUCUUCCUGUAGUGUCGAACAGUUUAAGCACUUUUUAAAUGGAGAGACAGCCACAUGUCUGUACAACUUUCCACAUGAGAACCAACUGUUGCCGCGAGUAUUGCCGGGAACUAUGCUGUCAUUGGAUGAACAGUGCAAAAGAGACAGAGGAACUAAUGCUUGUUUUAAAGACGCCCGGGUUUGCGCUCAACUCUUUUGCUUUGAUAGCGCCUCCGGCUAUUGUGUUUCCUAUCGACCCGCAGCUGAGGGCUCACCCUGUGGUGAUGGACAGACUUGUCGUAACGGUAAAUGUUUGGCAGAGAUGGAGAAUAUAAUUCCCGAUUACACACACGUGACACAAACGGUUAGUCGAGUACCGGCGCCAAACACCGACCGAAUACUUUCCCGAUCAGACACUUCAUCUGGUAGUCGAAGACAAACACGUCUAAGGAGUCGUCAGGGUUUAACUCGAAGUGCCAGUCCUUAUCUGAGAAUGGCUGUACCGACUAAUGAAUCACCACAAGUGGCGAUUCCAGAUAAUAAAGACAACGAUGACGUCAACAAUAAUACUAAUGAUAAUAAUAGCACAACAAAUGGUCCGACAAUUCAACAAACAGUUGACUGUCUUAAUAGUGUUCAACGAAUGGCCGGAUCACUGACUUGUACUCAAUUUUUAGAGAGAUUUGGCGAUAAAUAUUGUAAACACGAUUACAUUAAACGAAACUGUUGUGCAUCUCAUCAACUAAUGUGCACCAAAUCAUCGCCCGAUUCAUAG